AUGGCUGUAUAUAGCAACCUAUCUAAAUUCAACACUCAUAUUCAUAAUAUCUGUCCUCAUUGUAAUUCAGAAGAAGAAACAAUUCACCAUCUCUUAUUUUCCUGUCAGUUCUCAAAGGAUGUUUUUCAAUCAAGUCUGUUGUUCAUCGACAUCCCAGAUGGAAUAAAUUCAAUGCAAAUUAUCCAGCAAUGGCUAGGUCAUGUUGACCAAGGUAUUAUGCUAAAUCUGGUUUCGUGUAUCUUGUGGAACAUGUGGAAGACAAGGAAUGAUUUGAUCUUCAAUAAUACUCUGGCGUUGGUGCCACUUUGUAUUCACAAAUCCUUGCAAGACUUCAAGGUUUUUGAUCUACACCAUGCAUUAAAUUAUUGUGCUUCAGUCUGUAUCAAUCAGAAGAACGCAGUCCUCUGGGGACUUCCUCAACCUUUCUACAUUAAGAUUAAUGUAGAUGCAGCGUAUAACAAUGGUAAAGGUGUUGUUGUUGUAGCAAGAGAUUCGUCAGGAAAUCAAUUGGGAAGUGGUGCUAUUUGCUUUGACUCCUUCUCUUCAACGGUGGCAGAUGCUAAGGCGUAUGCCUUUGGAAUCCAACUGGCCAGAAGACUACAUAUAACCAAAAUCAUUGUUGAAGGGGAUGCUGCGGACAUUCCUAAAGCUAUAAUAGGGAACAUGAACAAAAUACAAUGGAGUAUUCGUUCCACUGUCCUUUCAAUCCAAGACCGCGUCAAGGAAUUCAACGAAGUUAGUUUCACGGCUGUUCCUAGAGAUGCAAAUCAUAUUGCUCAUGACUUAGUUCAAUUUGCAAUAUCAAACUUUAUAAACAGAUGGUGGGUUCAUGAUGAAUCUCCUAAUUGUAUUAUGCAACAUCUGAAUUCUAUUGAGGAUUAA
Molecule: messenger RNA, 882 nt
Organism: Papaver somniferum (opium poppy)
Lineage: Eukaryota; Viridiplantae; Streptophyta; Magnoliopsida; Ranunculales; Papaveraceae
Exons: 1
Coding region: 1-882 (293 amino acids)
Molecular function (GO): nucleic acid binding; RNA-DNA hybrid ribonuclease activity
Source: RefSeq, a predicted model, not a curated record